GAAGGGGCGGCGGGAGGAGCGGCAGCGGCCAGGCAGCCCAGCUUCGCGAAGGCUCUCAGGCGCGCCGCAGCCCGCAGGCACCCGGCAUGUGCCCGGCACGCUCCUGCCCCGCGUCACGAUGCCCAAGAGGAAGCUCAGCUCCGCCGAGGGGGCGGCGAAGGAGGAGCCCAAGAGGAGAUUGGCGAGGUUGUCAGCUAAACCGACUCCUGCAAAAGUGGAAAUGAAGCCAAAAAAGGCGGCAGGAAAGGAUAAAUCUUCAGACAAAAAAGUGCAAACAAAAGGGAAAAGGGGAGCAAAGGGAAAACAGGCUGAAGUGGCUGACCAAGAGACUAAAGAAGACUUACCUGCAGAAAAUGAAGAAACUAAAAACGAGGAGAGCCCAGCUUCUGAUGAAGCAGGAGAGAAAGAAGCCGUCUGAUUAAUAUCAGACACCUGGUCCUGUCAGUGGUCCCUGUCUCCCUUCUUGUACAAUCCAGAGGAAUAUUUUUAUCAACUAUUAUGUAAAUGCAAGUUUUUUAGUAGCUCUAGAAACAUUUAUAAAAAGGAGGGAAUCCCACCUCAUCCCAUUUUUUAAGUGUAAAUGCUUUUCUUUCAGAGGUGAGAUCAUUUGCUGGUUGUUUAUUUUUUGGUACAACCAGAAAAUAGUGGGAUAUUGAAUAUGGGAGGCUUUGAUUGUCUUGGGUGUCAGCUUAACAUUCCACAGAUGGAGGGUAGCUUUUCUAUCCUAUAAUACAAAGCAUACUAAAUGGCAGUUUGGAGUCAGUUUUGCAUUUAAUGUCUUAAACACUUUAAAUUACUUCUCUUCCCAUGUUGUUUUUGGUAGAAUUGUUUCCUAAAGCAAACCAUUCACCCCUUGAUCUUGGCUCUCCUCGGCAGAAUUUUGUGCACUCUGUUAACAUCUUUGGUCGUGGUAGUCCAGUUCUUCUAGUAACUGUUAAUGUGCUGUGAAUGAUUGACAAUUUGAGUAUGUAGUGUAUAUGAUAUUAAAUUGUGAAUUAGUGGGACUUAUGA
Balaenoptera acutorostrata (minke whale) is the source of this 1011-nucleotide messenger RNA. RefSeq names its product non-histone chromosomal protein HMG-14-like. NCBI's taxonomy places the organism in Eukaryota, Metazoa, Chordata, Mammalia, Artiodactyla, Balaenopteridae. Gene Ontology annotation, molecular function: nucleosomal DNA binding. Gene Ontology annotation, biological process: chromatin organization. The record is from RefSeq and is a predicted model, not a curated record. Gene Ontology annotation, cellular component: chromatin; nucleus. The transcript has a single exon. Bases 119 to 418 code for a protein of 99 amino acids.